Messenger RNA from Chionomys nivalis (European snow vole), 8043 nucleotides. It is a transcript of the gene Tsc1, whose product is annotated as TSC complex subunit 1. Gene Ontology annotation, biological process: regulation of cell cycle; negative regulation of TOR signaling; negative regulation of cell population proliferation. Gene Ontology annotation, cellular component: TSC1-TSC2 complex. The coding region runs from base 264 to 3746 and encodes 1160 amino acids. The transcript is spliced from 23 exons. NCBI's taxonomy places the organism in Eukaryota, Metazoa, Chordata, Mammalia, Rodentia, Cricetidae. The record is from RefSeq and is a predicted model, not a curated record.
UAAGUUUUUUGUGCCUCUUACUGACCUCACUACUAUGGCCAGUCUUCUAAGGUCUUCACUGGAGCUCUAUGUGAGUGUGAGGUUGUGGAUAUUCUCAGUUUACCUGGAAGACAACUCGAGUGACCAUGAAAGACACCAGGCUGACAGCACUGGAAAGUGAUGCACCAACUGUCUUCAGAACAGUCUGGUAGUGGCCCUAAUGAAGAGCUGUCCAAGCCUUUAGCACACGUCCUGGAGCCUGCACAGCAUAGUUGAGUGAGAGAAUGGCCCAGCUAGCCAACAUUGGGGAACUACUCUCCAUGCUGGACUCUCCCACACUGGGCUUGCGGGAUGACGUGACAACCAUCUUUAAGGAGUCCCUCAAUUCUGAACGUGGGCCUAUGCUUGUGAACACCUUGGUGGAUUACUAUCUGGAAACAAAUUCUCAGCCGGUAUUGCACAUCCUGACCACCUUGCAAGAGCCGCAUGAUAAGCACCUCUUGGAUAAAAUUAAUGAGUAUGUAGGCAAAGCCUCCACCCGUUUAUCUAUCCUCUCGCUGCUGGGGCAUGUUGUGAGACUACAGCCAUCUUGGAAGCAUAAGCUCUCUCAAGCACCUCUUCUGCCUUCUUUAUUGAAAUGUCUCAAGAUGGACACUGAUGUUGUGGUCCUCACAACUGGUGUCUUAGUGUUGAUCACCAUGCUACCGAUGAUCCCACAGUCAGGGAAGCAGCAUCUUCUUGAUUUCUUUGACAUCUUUGGCCGUCUCUCGUCAUGGUGCCUGAAGAAACCAGGCCAUGUGACAGAAGUCUACCUUGUCCAUCUCCAUGCCAGUGUUUAUGCCCUCUUUCAUCGCCUCUAUGGAAUGUACCCUUGUAACUUCGUCUCCUUCCUGCGCUCUCACUAUAGUAUGAAGGAAAACGUGGAGACUUUUGAAGAAGUUGUCAAGCCUAUGAUGGAGCAUGUACGAAUUCAUCCGGAAUUAGUGACUGGAUCCAAGGACCAUGAACUGGACCCUCGAAGGUGGAAGACAUUAGAAACUCAUGAUGUUGUAAUAGAGUGUGCCAAAAUCUCUCUGGACCCUACAGAAGCCUCGUAUGAAGACGGCUAUUCUGUGUCUCACCAGCUCUCUGCCUGCCUCCCUCACCGUUCAGCUGAUGUCACCACCAGCCCUUAUGUAGACACACAGAAUAGCUAUGGGGGCGCUACUUCCACCCCUUCCUCCACUUCUCGACUGAUGUUGUUCAGUCCAGCUGGGCAGCUACCUCAGAGUCUGAGUUCCCCAUCAACACGGCUGUUACCUGAGCCGCUGCAAGCUACUCUCUGGAGCCCAUCUAUGGUUUGUGGUAUGACCACUCCUCCUACGUCUCCUGGAAAUGUCCCACCUGACUUGUCACACCCCUACAGUAAAGCCUUUGGGACCACGGGUGGAAAAGGAACUCCUUUGGGAACCCCGGCAACCUCUCCUCCUCCAGCCCCGCCCUGUCCCCCAGAUGACUGUGUACAUGGGCCAGCCUCCCAGGCCACAGCUGCACCCCCCAGGAAGGAAGAAAGAGCAGAUUCCUCAAGGCCUCACCUGCAGAGACAGCCUUAUCUUCUAAAUGACCGAGGACUAGAGGAUUUGCCUUCAAGCAAAGGUUCUGUUACUCUGGGGAAUCUAUCAGAUUUCCUAGGUGACCUGGCUUCUGAGGAAGACAGUAUUGAGAAAGAUAAGGAAGAAGCUGCAAUAUCUAAAGAACUUUCUGAGAUCACCACUGCAGAGGCGGAUCCUGUAGUUCCUCGAGGGGGCUUUGACUCUCCCUUCUACCGAGACAGUCUCUCUGGUUCUCAGCGGAAGACUCAUUCGACAGCCUCUGGGACUCAGGGCUCCAGCAUCAACCCUGAGACUUUGCACUCCUCUCUGGACAAACAUGGGCCUGACACACCAAAGCAAGCCUUUACUCCUAUAGACCCACCCUCUGGCAGUGCUGAUGCCAGUCCCGCUGGGGACAGAGAUCGCCAGACUUCUCUGGAAACCAGUAUCCUCACUCCCAGCCCUUGCAAAAUUCCACCUCAGAGAGGAGUGAGCUUUGGAAGUGGUCAGCCUCCCCCAUAUGAUCAUCUCUUUGAGGUGGCCUUGCCAAAGACUGCCUGUCACUUUGUCAGCAAGAAGACUGAGGAGCUGCUGAAGAAAGUGAAAGGGAACCCUGAGGAAGACUGUGCGCCCUCUACCUCCCCAAUGGAAGUACUGGACAGACUGAUAGAGCAGGGAGCAGAUGCGCACAGCAAGGAGCUGAGCAAGUUGUCCUUACCCAGCAAAUCUGUUGACUGGACCCACUUUGGAGGCUCUCCUCCCUCAGAUGAGAUCCGCACCCUCCGAGACCAGUUGCUUUUACUGCACAACCAGCUGCUGUAUGAGCGGUUCAAGCGGCAGCAGCACGCCCUCAGGAACAGAAGGCUCCUGCGCAAGGUGAUCAGGGCAGCCGCUCUGGAGGAGCACAACGCGGCCAUGAAAGAUCAGUUGAAGUUACAAGAGGAAGACAUCAAGAUGUGGAAGGUGAGUCUUGAGAAAGAACAAACUCGAUACAGUCAGCUUCAGGAACAGCAUGACACCAUGGUGACCCAACUGCACAGCCAGAUCAGACAGCUGCAGCAUGACCGGGAAGAAUUCUACAACCAGAGCCAGGAGUUACAGACAAAACUGGAGGACUGCAGGAACAUGAUUGCAGAGCUGCGGGCAGAGCUGAAGAAGGCCAACUACAAGGUGUGCCACACUGAGCUGCUGCUCAGCCAGGUUUCUCAGAAGCUCUCCAAUAGUGAGUCGGUGCAGCAGCAGAUGGAGUUCUUGAAUAGGCAGCUUCUGGUACUCGGGGAGGUCAAUGAGCUGUACUUGGAGCAGCUGCAAAGCAAGCAUCCUGACACCACCAAGGAAGUAGAAAUGAUGAAAACUGCAUAUCGGAAAGAACUAGAAAAGAACAGAAGCCAUCUUCUCCAGCAGAACCAGAGGCUGGAGGCCUCACAGAAGCGAGUGGUGGAACUGGAAUCACUUCUGGCCAAGAAAGACCACCUUCUCCUAGAACAGAAGAAAUACCUUGAGGAUGUCAAGAGCCAGGCGAGUGGACAGCUGCAGGCUGCAGAGAGCAGGUAUGAGGCUCAGAAGAAGAUCACUCGGGUGUUGGAACUGGAGAUUCUAGACUUGUACGGCAGGUUGGAGAAAGAUGGCCGCCUACGGAAACUAGAAGAGGACAAAGCAGAAACAGCAGAAGCAGCAGAAGAGAGGCUUGACUGUUGUAGUGACGGCUGCUCAGAUUCCUUGAUAGGGCAUAAUGAAGAGGCUUCUGGCCACAACGGUGAGACCAGGCCCUCCAGGCCUAGUGGUACCCGGGUCAGCUGUGGAGGCAGAAGCACUGGCGGCAGCAGCAGCAGCAGCAGUGAGCUUUCCACUCCAGAGAAACCCCCGAGCCAGAGGUUCAGCAGCCGCUGGGAAACCACUGUGGGUGAGCCCUCCAGCAGCAUCCCCACUGUUGGCUCACUUCCCAGUUCCAAAAGCUUCCUGGGCAUGAAGGCCCGGGAACUGUUCCGUAAUAAGAGUGAAAGCCAGUGUGAUGAGGACGGUGUGACCAGCAGUAGCCUUUCUGAGACACUAAAGACGGAACUGGGCAAAGACUCAGGCAUGGAAAACAAGACUCCCUUUAAUCUAGAAGCCUCACACCCAUCUUCCCCAAACUCGGACAGUGUGGGGCAGCUCCACAUCAUGGACUACAAUGAGACUCAUCACGAGCACAGCUGAGGGGGUCUGUCAGUGUUAAUUUGCGUCUUUGUCAGCACAGAUCAGGAGGUGUGAAUGCACGUUCUAGGCUUUUCUGUUUUCAGGGUCUGAGCGGCUGCUUGUGCAGUGGGAAUGGGACAGAGGUCCUUUUGACAGCUGGCGGAAUGUGGGAUGAUGGUUUUUGGGUCUGGCAUUGAGAUGCUUUCCUUCACCCCACCCCAGCCUCUUUCCUUUACCUAGCAGUAUGUACUAAUUGAGGGCCUGUGUGUGUCCCUUGUAGCUUUAUUUUCUUCCUUCCUCCCACCAAAUGGCUGUGUCCUUUGAACCUGUGCAAUAUGAGGCCAAAUUUCAUCUUUGGGUCCAACACACCACUCUGCUUUCCUGAGGUGCAGAUAGAUAGGUGGCUCUUGGGUAGACCAGGCAGUUAGUGGCACUGCAGGUAAGUCCAGUUUUGUCCCUUCCAGGAGGAUGUAGCCUACAAAGUAAAUUGUCUUUACAGGAGCGUUUCCACUGCUCUUUUAGAUGCUGAAGUUUGACAUCUAAAGCCACAGAUGGAGAGAAACUGACUCUUUCACCUCUGCCUUCUUUCAGAAGCUUGGAUAUGCUUCCUAGAAGGCUCUGUGAGAAUACCAGUUGUUCUGAUAGUGUAGUUGGCACUGUGGAGGCCACACUGCCUUACUCUCUGGAAAGCUCUUACCCCUCUCCCCCACUACCUCUUAUUUAUUUGGUAUUUGCUUGAAUGCUGGCACCAUGCUGCCUGUGGGUGGUUGUGUAGGUGGUCGUUCUGCAGUCCGCAGAUCGUGGGGAGUGGUCACUAGGAGAGGCACCCAGGAUACUCAUGCACAUGUGGAAGUGUGCCUUUGGCUGGCCCCAUCCAGCUGAGCCACGUUUCCACCCUUCAGUCUGUUUGCCUCUCCUUGUCCAUUUCUCUGAUUACCAGCUGCUUUGUGAUUCUGCAGCAGACAGGCUCAGAAGAGUCAGAAUUUCCUUAGAGUUUAUGUGACGAUUGUUCUCCGGCUGGGAAUGCCUCACUAUAGUAGGUUCUAGUAGCUUUUUUACACCAAUUCUGACUUUGCAGGAGAGAGUCCUCCUGGAGCUUCAUGUCAAACACUUCUGUUGGGAACAGCAGAGCGACUCAGAGUCUGGGAGGGUUGAUGGAGGUUGAUAGCCUGUACCACUGCCUUCCCUCAUGCUCAUGAGAGGUGACAUGUGUUCCAUCAGAACAAGGUGGUGGCAGAGAGCCCAAGCUCGACCAAUGCUCCUGAAAUAAAUGCUGGAAGUGUAAGAGUUGUUGCCUGAUAUUCUGGACCAGGCAAGGAGACACUUGGGAAGGAGCCAAGAGCUUGGUUUUCUUGUUUCUAUUCUAUCUAGUGUAUAAAGAACAGAAGGGUGUAGCUACAACAAAGGUAAAAGAAAACUAAUGGUAUGAAAUUUUAUUGCAUGUGGAAGUUUCCAGCCUGAGGAUGAACGUCUUUUUUUUUUUUUUUUUUUUUUGUUUUUUCGAGACAGGGUUUCUCUGUGGUUUUGGAGCCUGUCCUGGAACUAGCUCUUGUAGACCAGGCUGGUCUCGAACUCACAGAGAUCCGCCUGCCUCUGCCUCCCAAGUGCUGGGAUUAAAGGCGUGCGCCACCACCGCCCGGCAUGAACGUCUUUUUUAAAGUGUGGCAGUAAUUAUCCUAGAUUCCCUGAGUAAGGUGAGACUCGUCACCAUGGCAGUACUGGCUGGAGACCUGUUAGGGCCGUAUCUUUGCCAUAGCUAGCCCACAGAAAGACAACGCCACUGACUUCUCGGACCAGCAGAGGGCAGCAAUUGCCCCUUGACGAUAAUGCCAUGCUUUUCAUUUAGGUCUGCCCAGAGGAAGGCUGAAAGCCUAGUGUUCUCUCACCUGAUCCAUUGUAGAAAAGGGCAGAUGAACAGACUGGGAAAAAGAUCUCACAGUUAAUGGAGAAACGCUGCUCCUAAGAACCCCCCUUCCCCCGCCGCCACAUACACACAAGAUCUGUGCCAGAGAACCAAGCCUUUUUCCAGUAGAAAGAAAACUUACAGGCUGCACAAGUGCUGAAGUUGAGGGAGAGGAGACAGCAGCAUGGUAGACUGAGGUACAGGCUGGAGCUCUGUACCCAGUGACGGAACCUGAGCAUCCUGUGUGGCUUGAGUUCUAGAAGGCUGUUGAGGCAUUUUUUUUUUUUUUCCAACGAAGGUUGGGGGACUGACCUGAAAUCAUCUUGAAGGUGCCCAGCCUAAACAUUUACUCUUUCCAAAGGAUUUGAGAAUCUGUGGGUGGAAGCUUCUGUUUAUAGGGCAGUGACAGAGCAUCCAGGGAUCAGUGGGUCACCUGAUGCUGCUGCAGUCAGGAGGGAAACUUCUGAAAGGCAGCUGUGGUGUAGGCCAAGGUAUGGAGCAGUAGGCGUCAUGGGCAGCCUGGUAUGUGUGAAUGCUGAGCUUGAAUGACUCCAUCCUUAGUCACUUGGAGUCUGUGCUGUGCUUGUCAGUGGGACCCAGGGAGACUGGAGGCUAAGUCUCCUGCAGUCUGGAAUCUGUUAAAAGCAGCAGUACAAUGCCACUGGAGUGGAAGAGCAGGUCAGUGCCUGGGAGAGGAACUAAGCACGCAUCUGUCUGAGAACUUGCUUUAGGAGCAAGAGCAACAUGACCGUGAGCAUGAGGGGCAGGCUCUAAAUGGCAUCCCCCGAGCAGGCGAAUGCUGACCUUGAUAGCUUUGCUGACCCUUUCAGGAGGAAAGUCUAUUCAAUUUUCUGGACUAAGCUGCAGAAGCUUCUAACUAUUUGUGACAUGGUUGGCAGGGAGUCACUCUUCUUAGAAGGCAAACUCAAAACCCAGGAAAAGUCCUGGAAGCCACAGGUGGUUAAAAAAAAAAAACCUCCCCAAGCUGCUCUGGCCAGUGACCAGCGCCUCCCUGGGUGGUGGUGGCACCGCAAUUGACAAGACUCAGGGCCACUUGCAGCAUCUGUGGGCUCUAGUGCUCUGAGGAGAAUGAGAGAACGUUAGCAGUUGAGUGGCUGAAGAUGAAAGGACCUGAGAGCAGAGCACAGAGCUCAGGUUGACGGUAGAAAUCGAGCCAUGUGUGGUGUAGUGUGGGACCAGCCAGUAGGGACCUACCACUUGAAGCCAGAAAGAACUAAAGAACAAACAGAAGUACUGUAGUAAGGUGCUCAUCUUCCCGAGCAGUAAAGGUGGGAGACAUUGGGUAAGCUGACAGAGGUGUAGGCAUUGUAUGGCUCAGCCUGCAGCACAUAUGGAGUCUGCCUCAGCCAGAGGCUAGUGGUCCUGCACACCGUUAACUCAAAUGGCAGCCUGCAUCUGCUGCACUUUCACCCCAAGGCUGUAAAUCCACCGCUGUGUACACUGGAAAAUACAUCCAGUGUGAGGGUGUUUGUGUCCUUGUAUACAUCCAGAGAUCAGUGGCAUGUGCCUCCAUCCUCCCUUUACCCCCCCCCCCACCUGCUCCCUACCCCCAGUUUGCUGUAGUCACUGAUUGCCUUGGGUUUAGCCUAUCUGUGUAGGUAAAAAUGGGUACUGGCCCUUGAGCUGCUGCUCUCUGACCCACGUUCCCAUUCAGCGUCCCAGUCUGUGAGCUCCUGGUGUGCCCAGGGGAGCAGUGUUUCUGAUAUCACCCGUGUGUUUAAAUGCGCUGUAGAGAAGCAGCUGCAUCUACAUUGGAAACUGCACCCUGACCACUUUGGGUCUCAGAAUGAAAUUAAUGGGGGCCAAGAAGUGUCCUGCCCUUCCCAGAGCCCCAGUAUUGUCCACCUCUGGAUAAGUGGACUGACUGAGCCACUGGAGCUGGUCUUUGACUAGACCGAUCGCUCUCCCUGUCCCACCUCACAGUGUUGGGAGAUCGUGAUGGUGUGUGUUAGCGCUCUGUCAGGUCAGAGGCAGGCAGGCGUCUUUGCACUAGGAAGAUUCAGUGGUCACCCUUCAUGAGACUGGACCACAAAACACAUUAUGGAGGAGCAGGUUUUGCUAAGACAUAAUUUAGUUUUAUAAUCAAUCAUGGAUUAACCAUAUAUGGCUAACUUGGAGUUUAAGGGUGGGGGAGUUCCCAUCAGUGAAAAAAAUCAGAUUUUUAAAAAUUUUUUAGUUCAGUGGAAGUCACCUCUUCUCAAAAGGUUUAAACUUUCCCACUAUGACCUUAAAAGCAUGUCAAACAAUCCGCAUCGGAUGCCAUAAGUACAGGUUACAGGAGAACAUGGUACAGUCUCAGUGAUUGGAAUCAAAGGUUUGCUGUCCUUAGAAUGUUCUGAAAUGUCAAGGCAGUUGCUUGUGUUUAACUGUGAACAAAUAAAGAUUUAUUGUUUU